This is a messenger RNA of Opisthocomus hoazin, 672 nucleotides long. RefSeq names its product noggin (gene NOG). NCBI's taxonomy places the organism in Eukaryota, Metazoa, Chordata, Aves, Opisthocomiformes, Opisthocomidae. The record is from RefSeq and is a predicted model, not a curated record. Gene Ontology annotation, biological process: dorsal/ventral pattern formation; osteoblast differentiation; negative regulation of BMP signaling pathway.
AUGGAUCAUUCCCAGUGCCUUGUGACUAUAUACGCCUUGGUGGUUCUGCUGGGUCUCCGGCUAGAGCAGGGCGCCUGCCAGCACUAUCUGCACAUCCGACCGGCUCCCAGCGACAACUUGCCCUUGGUGGAUCUAAUCGAGCACCCGGACCCUAUCUUUGACCCCAAGGAGAAGGAUCUUAACGAGACCUUGCUAAGGAACCUCAUGGGCGGACACUUCGACCCUAACUUUAUGGCUAUUUCUGCGCCCGAGGACCGGCUGGGAGUGGACGAGCUGGCUGAGCUGGACUUGCUGCUCAGGCAGAGACCCUCGGGAGCGAUGCCGAGCGAAAUCAAAGGGCUGGAGUUCUACGACGGGCUGCAGCCGGGCAAGAAGCACAGGCUGAGCAAGAAGCUGCGCAGGAAGCUGCAGAUGUGGCUCUGGUCCCAGACCUUCUGCCCGGUCCUAUACACGUGGAACGAUCUCGGCAGCCGCUUUUGGCCCCGGUAUGUCAAAGUGGGCAGCUGCUACAGUAAAAGGUCUUGUUCGGUCCCCGAAGGCAUGGUUUGCAAACCUGCCAAGUCCGUGCAUUUAACGAUCCUGAGGUGGAGGUGCCAGCGCCGGGGAGGGCAGCGGUGCACAUGGAUACCCAUCCAGUACCCCAUCAUUUCGGAGUGCAAGUGCUCCUGCUAG